GCAAAAUGACCGCGUGGAGUGAUACGCAGUCGGCGACGUUAGCCGCGGUCGUCGACACGUUCACGGGGCCGCUGACCGUCAGCGAUGCGAGCCGCCUUGUCACCGAACACCUUGCGACGCUGCGCGACCAUGCGGCGCCGCACCAGACGCAGACGCGCGACGGCCUCAUGGCGUUGGCGCAGGUGGACCCGAUGGAGCUUGAUGUGCUCGAAAGCUUCAAGACGCUCUUGAAUGACCUGCCCAAAGACAAGGUGCGGGACAUCUCGCGCGUCUUGGAUUUGCUCGCGACGGGCUGGGGCACAAUGCUAUUGACGGGCAGCCGCAUGGCGCCCUUUCACGAGCUCGACCGCCUCGAGCGCGAAGCCGCCAUGAACACCCUCGCGCGCUCGCGUCUCUCGAUUGUCCGGUCGCUUUUCCUCGCUUUCAAGGCGCUGACCGUCUUACCCACGUAUGCAACGGCCGCGACGGUCGACGGGGCGCCAAGCCCGUUCUGGGCACCGCUCGAGUACCCCGGUGUGCCCGCGAAGGACCCCGAGAUGGAGCCGGCGUGGGUGCCACGCUUUGAAGACAUCGAGGCGCUCGCCAAGGAAGCGGGUGACGGCAAUCCCAUCGAGCUCGAAACCGACGUCGUUGUCGUCGGGUCGGGCGCAGGCGGCGGGGUUGUCGCGGCGGAGCUCGCCCAGGCCGGGUACCGCGUUCUGGUGCUUGAGAAAGGCGUCUACUACAACCCGGUCGACGACCCGUUCACGGAGCUCGAGUCGCUCCGUCAAAAGUUUGAAAAUGGCUGCAUUGUCAUUCCCGACGACGGCUCCGUGCUCUUCCUCGCAGGCGCUACAUGGGGUGGCGGCACUGCAGUCAACUGGUCGGCGUCGUUCCGGCUGCCGUACAAUGUCCGGCAGGAGUGGGCAACCCAGCACCGCCUGCCGUACUUUGCGUCGCCCGCGUACGAAGCCGCGAUCAACGCCGUGUGGGCCCGCGCCGGCGUCUCGGACAGCCAUUUUUGCCACAGCGGCGCCAACCAGGUCCUCGAAGACGGCGCGACGGCGCUCGGCAUGGGCGUGGCCAAGAUCGCGCAGAACACCAACGGGGCCGCGCACGACUGUGGCUUCUGCAACCUCGGGUGUCCCACAAGCGAGAAGCAGAGCUCGGCCGUGACGUGGCUCAAGGACGCGCAAGACGCGAACGCCAAGUUCAUUCAAGGCUGCCACGUCGAUCGCGUCACGUACUCGCACGAGAAGAUCGCGACCGGUGUCGAAGCAACGGUCUUGAAUGGGUCGGUGAAGCUCAUCGUAAAGGCAUCGACCGUCAUUGCUGCCGCCGGCAGCCUCCACACCCCGGCGCUGCUGCUGCGGUCGGGCUUGACCAAUCCGAACAUUGGCAAGCACCUGCGGAUCCACCCCGUCUCGAGUGUCCAUGGCUUUGUCCCGUCCAAGCUUAUCCAGCCUUGGGCCGGUGCCAUCAUGACGUCCGUGUGCACGCAGCUUGCCGACCUCCACGGUGACGGCUACGGCGUGCGCCUCGAAGUCCCGUCCAGCAUUCUCGGUAUGCUCUCGACGAUCCUGCCCUGGCGCAGCAACGCCGACCACAAGCGCCUCGUGAUGCAGUACCCCCGCACCGCGUCCUUCAUCGCGCUCGUCCGGGACUGCGACACGGUGAGCCGCGUCACCAUUGACGCCGACGGGCGUCCGCGAAUCAGCGUCUCGCUCGGCAGCAAGGACGCGCUCUCGGUGCAAGAGGGCUUGAUCGCCGGCGCCAAGAUCUUGCUGGCCCAAGGCGCUGUCGAAGUCAACACGACGCAUUUCGACUUGCCGCCGCUCCAGCUCCGCUCGAAAGACGACUUGGCCAACCCGAUCGAGUGUGCGACAACCCAAAACUGGUUUGCGCUCGUGCGUGCAAGAGGCGUCGUCCAGAACCGCAUCGGUCUCUUCAACGCGCACCAAAUGGGCUCGUGCCGCAUGAGCGCGUCGCCAGACGACGGCGCCGUCAACCCCGACGGCGAGACGUGGGACGUCAAGGGCCUCUACGUCGCGGAUGCCUCGCUCUUCCCGACGUCGUCCGGCGUCAACCCCAUGAUGACGACCUUUGCGAUGGGGUACUCGGUCGCCCAGUUUAUCAAGGCCAACCUCGCGGCCGAAAAAAGUCACCCGACCGGCAAGCUACGCAAAGUAUGGCCGGCGACGCCGUGGUGGCAGCGCGUCUUUCGCGAUCCAACGGCCUUCGCGGUCGUCGCGCUGCUGUGGCUGCUGGGCGGCAAGCACUUUUGGACCACACGCCUCCGGGCCCUUCUCGGUCGCCCUUAAGUGUGCAUGUCGGACUUGCCUUUUGCACAUUGUCUUGUCACGCCUCGUAGCCCAUGCACAAACGACAGGACGCACCCGAGAUCUUAGUCUGCUACUUCGAUCAGUCUACAAUAAUGUAACGUUCAGUCCACAUAC
Molecule: messenger RNA, 2435 nt
Organism: Saprolegnia parasitica CBS 223.65
Lineage: Eukaryota; Oomycota; Saprolegniomycetes; Saprolegniales; Saprolegniaceae
Exons: 7
Coding region: 6-2300 (764 amino acids)
Molecular function (GO): oxidoreductase activity, acting on CH-OH group of donors; flavin adenine dinucleotide binding
Source: RefSeq, a predicted model, not a curated record